GCUUUCCAAUAACAUUCCAAUUCCCACCACUUUAACUCGCUGAGGAUAAGGACGCAGCGCACUGCGCACAAAUUCCCCUUUCCCCGCAAGAGAAACCCUAAUUUGCUCAAACACGCUAUAAAUUCGAUACUCUCUCUCUCUCUCUCUUCGAUUGUCAAGAUAGGAGCAAACAUCGGGAAUCUUCAAAGGGUAAACCAGAGAAAUUCGCCUUCGCUAUCGGGUUCUAUCUUAUCCCGCCCUUUCCGGCGGUUGGUUGAGAUUUAUCUGUUUGUGCGCCUCUGAGCUUUUAUCUGGCGAAACGUGGGGUGGCUGAUAAAGCAGGUGGAACUUGGUAGGUUGCGGGGAGUUUAAAUUUUCUUCUUCUUUUGGUUCGUCGGGGGUUUUUUUUUUUUUUUUUUUCUUAAGGAAUCAGAUGUCGUUUUGGAGUAUUGUUCAUGAUAUGAGGGAGGAAAUUGGGAAUAUAUCGAGGAAGGGUUUUGAGGUGAAGUAUGGGCUAAGGUCGAGGUCGCAUCGAGUAGUGCAUGACGAGGUGAGGCCUAUGCCGAUCGAGGCGCUGAGGCAGAGCUGUUGGGUGAAUUUGCCUCCGGAGCUCCUGCGUGAUGUUCUGAUGCGAAUUGAGGAGUCUGAAGUUGCUUGGCCUGAAAGGAAGGACGUUGUUGCGUGUGCUGGUGUGUGUAGGAGCUGGAGGGAGAUCAUGAAGGAGAUCGUCAAGACCCCAGAAAUUUCACAGAAGCUGACGUUCCCGAUUUCUCUUAAACAGCCUGCUCCAAGGGAUGCCCCACUACAAUGCUUUAUAAAGAGGAAUAGAACUACUCAAACAUACUACCUUUACCUUGGUCUAACCCAAGCCCUAAUGGACAAUGGAAAGUUUCUACUUGCUGCACGCAAAUGUCGACGUGCCACAUGCACAGACUACCUUAUCUCAAUAGAUGCUGAUAACAUGUCUAAAGGAAGUGACGGAUAUAUUGGGAAGUUGAGAUCAAAUUUUCUUGGUACCAAAUUCACAGUUUAUGAUUCUCAGCCUCCUCAUGCGGGUGCCAUAGCCUCAAAAGGACACUUCAAUCGCCUGGUUAGCUCCAAACAGAUCUCUCCUAGGAUUCCUGCAGGAAACUAUCCAGUUGCACACAUUGCUUAUGAGUUGAAUGUAUUAGGGUCAAGAGGUCCUAGGAGAAUGAACUGUGUCAUGGAGUCCAUCCCUUCCUCUGCAGUGGAACCUGGAGGAGUCGCACCGACGCCAACUGAAUUUCCUCUUAACAGCAUUGAUUCUUUUUCAUCAAUCCCAUUGUUCAGAUCCAAAUCAACUUGUGCACCCAGCAUUCCUCCAGGCCCUUUAAGUUCUCCGAAAGAAAAAAAGUUGAUCUUAAAGAAUAAGUCCCCAAGGUGGCACGAACAGCUUCAGUGCUGGUGUCUGAACUUCCGGGGGAGGGUAACUGUUGCAUCAGUAAAGAACUUUCAGUUGGUUGCUUCAGGAGAAUAUGGGCCAAAUGGACAGGAUUAUGAUAAGGUUAUACUUCAAUUUGGAAAAGUUGGAAAGGAUUUGUUCACUAUGGAUUAUGCAUAUCCAAUUUCAGCAUUUCAGGCCUUCGCCAUCUGCCUCAGUAGCUUUGAUACCAAAAUAGCUUGCGAAUAAAAUAAGUCUACAUUCUCCGGAAAUCCUAAAUUCUUAGAACGCAGGAAAAAGACUAGUGGUGUGAUGUGAUUGGAGAUUGGUGGCCUUUUGAACUUGUAUAGUGAUUUUCUAUUGUAUAUAAACUGAUACGAGUUUGUGUUCUUUUUCUUCUGUGAGAAUCACAUAGUGUUCUGUAAUGCAGAACUUAGUGAAUGCGAUAGAGAUUGAAUUACUACUUUAUUUCUCUGCCUUGUUUGCAACAUGCUUGCAACUUUAGUUUUGUAUUUUUUUUCCUUGGGGAUUUACACGCA
Molecule: messenger RNA, 1920 nt
Organism: Dendrobium catenatum
Lineage: Eukaryota; Viridiplantae; Streptophyta; Magnoliopsida; Asparagales; Orchidaceae
Product: tubby-like F-box protein 6
Exons: 7
Coding region: 413-1630 (405 amino acids)
Molecular function (GO): protein binding
Source: RefSeq, a predicted model, not a curated record